Molecule: messenger RNA, 162 nt
Organism: Plasmopara halstedii
Lineage: Eukaryota; Oomycota; Peronosporomycetes; Peronosporales; Peronosporaceae
Exons: 2
Coding region: 1-162 (53 amino acids)
Source: RefSeq, a predicted model, not a curated record
AUGAGCGUUGACGUUGUCAACAAUGAAGCCACAGAGAGUCUUUCAAUCGAAAAUUACACGAUAUCUCGUCUUAAAGGCUUGUAUGGAACUGGCCACACUUCGGCCACAGUGGUCGCGCAGAUUUUGCUGGCUAGACGUGUUAUGUGUCAGAAUAAGAGCUAA